This is a messenger RNA of Hyaloscypha bicolor E, 1626 nucleotides long. RefSeq names its product monosaccharide transporter. The record is from RefSeq and is a predicted model, not a curated record. The transcript is spliced from 2 exons. Lineage: Eukaryota; Fungi; Ascomycota; Leotiomycetes; Helotiales; Hyaloscyphaceae. The coding region runs from base 1 to 1626 and encodes 541 amino acids. Gene Ontology annotation, biological process: carbohydrate transport; transmembrane transport. Gene Ontology annotation, cellular component: membrane. Gene Ontology annotation, molecular function: carbohydrate:proton symporter activity.
AUGCCUGGAGGCGGAGUCAUCAGUAUUGGGAGCGCGGACCCAAAUCGCAUUGAAGCUCCUAUGACCCUCAAAGCCUAUUUCAUCUGCGCCUUUGCUGCUUUUGGGGGCAUAUUCUUCGGUUACGACUCUGGCUAUGUCAAUGGUGUUAUGGGCAUGCCAUACUUCAUCCAUGAGUUCGCGAAUCUUCCGUACCCUGAGGCUGGUGCCUCGGCAGACUACUUUAUUAUUCCUUCUUGGCGCCAGUCACUGAUAGUGUCCAUCCUGUCCGCUGGCACCUUCAUUGGAGCUGUUGUAUCUGGGGAUUUGGCUGAUUACCUCGGCCGCCGGACCACAAUUCUCAUGGGCUGUGGCAUCUUCAGCGUUGGAGUCGUUCUUCAAGUCGCUUCUUCCGCAUACUCGCUAUUGAUUGCAGGCCGUCUCAUCGCUGGACUCGGAGUAGGAUUUGUGUCCGCGAUCAUUAUUCUCUACAUGUCGGAGAUUGCCCCCCGUAAAUACCGUGGAACCAUCGUCUCAGCUUACCAAUUUUGUAUCACGGUCGGAAUUCUCCUCGCAAGCUGCGUUGUGUACGCCACACAAAACAAAAGGGACUCGAGUGCGUAUCGAAUCCCUAUUGCCAUCCAAUGGAUCUGGGCUCUUGUCCUAGCUUUUGGCUUGGCUUUCCUCCCUGAGUCACCUCGAUACUUUGUAAAGAAAGGCCGCUUAGAUAGAGCUGCUCAAUCACUCUCAAAGAUUCGAGGCCAACCAGUCGAUUCAGAAUACAUCCAAGAUGAACUUGCCGAAAUUGUUGCCAACUAUGAGUAUGAGAAGCAGGCGAUACCUCAAACCGGCUACCUUUCCAGUUGGGCAAACUGCUUUAAGGGCAGCAUCUUUGUCCCCAGUUCAAACCUUCGUCGAACACUCCUCGGCACGUCUGCCCAGAUGAUGCAGCAAUGGACCGGUAUCAACUUCAUCUUCUACUUUGGGACGACUUUUUUCACACAACUUGGCACUAUCGACAAUCCUUUUCUGAUUUCCCUGAUUACUACCCUGGUAAAUGUAUGCUCAACUCCCAUCUCCUUUUGGACCGUCGAGCGCUUUGGGCGCAGACCACUAUUGAUCUUCGGCGCUCUUGGUAUGGUGGUAUGCCAGUUCAUUAUCGCCAUUGCAGGCACAGUAGAUGGAAAGAACCCAACUACGGUUAAGGUUGAGAUUGCAUUUAUUUGCAUCUACAUCUCCUUUUUCGCAUCUACCUGGGGUCCCGGUGCGUGGGUCGUGGUCGGCGAGAUGUUCCCUCUACCUAUCAGAGCUCGCGGAGUUGCUUUAUCUGUCUCAUCUAAUUGGUUAUGGAAUUGUGUUAUUGCUGUCAUCACCCCUUACAUGGUUGGUCGCGACAAAGGAGAUCUCGGCCCCAAAGUCUUCUUUGUUUGGGGCUCAUUGUGCGUGGGAUGCUUCUUCUGGGCUUACUUUUUGGUAUUCGAGACAAAGGGCUUGUCUCUGGAGCAGGUUGAUCGCCUAUUGGAGGAGUCUACUCCUAGGAAGUCUUCAAAGUGGGCCCCAUCUACGACAUAUGCCAAUGAUAUGGAGAUCGGAAUCAAGGAUGGGCACAUGGAGAAGCUUGGACAUGUCGAGAAUAAGGAGGUGGUUUAA